Messenger RNA from Thlaspi arvense, 909 nucleotides. The record is from the annotation of a GenBank genome assembly. NCBI's taxonomy places the organism in Eukaryota, Viridiplantae, Streptophyta, Magnoliopsida, Brassicales, Brassicaceae.
AUGGCAAGUAUACGGAUUCUCCCUUUUAUACGAAAAGAUUAUAACGAUGCCUGCAAAAUUUAUUUUCCUCUUCCAAUAGGGUUUUCUUCUUCUUCUUCUCCUCACCAAGCUCCCUUCAAUGGCGAACCAAGACCCAACAGUCAGGGUACUUUUCCUCUCGUCUCUCUCUAUCUCUCUCUUUUCAGUUUCCAAUGGUUUUCUGCGUAAAUUUUGCAGACUUGCAUACUAAAAGUGGAUAUAAAGUGUUGUGCCGGUUGCCAAAAGAAAGCCUGCAAAAAGCUAGAGGAUCUCCCUGGCGUAAACACAGUCAAGUAUGACGCAGGAAAAGGGCUCAUGACAGUCGCAGGCGACGUAGAUCCGAUGGCUUUGCUUCACAAACUUAAUAAAUGCGGCAAAAAAACAGAGCUUGUCACAGUGAAUUACAAGGUUGAGGAUCUCAUCAGUGAUGAAGAAGAAGACGACUCUUCUUCUUCUGGUAACACUGGUUCAUAUCCUGAUCCUGAUCCUAGACCCAUGGAACUUAAAACCCAAGGAAUGACGACGAGGAAGAAGGAUGGGAUUAUAAGAAUGUAUCUUCUUUUAGGGUGUUUCAGAAGUCAAGCAAAGGCUUUUCAGCCUAUCGAUGUAAAAAAAAUAAAGGAGCAACAGCAAAAACAGCAACAACAGCGGCAAGAGCAAGAACAGCGGCAACAACAGCAACAACAGCGGCAACAACAGCAACAAGGGCAACAACAGCGGCAACAACAAUCAACGAUGCAACCAUAUCAACAAGAUCCAGGAGGACCACCACCACCAGUGAUGCAAAACAAUAUCGCCAGACAAGCUCCACCUUAUUUCAUGCGGCGACAAAUGAUGCCCGAUCCUAGGAUGAUGGCGACCAACCCUGCUAUCCAUUACUCCGGCCAGUGA